Molecule: messenger RNA, 999 nt
Organism: Saccostrea echinata
Lineage: Eukaryota; Metazoa; Mollusca; Bivalvia; Ostreida; Ostreidae
Exons: 3
Coding region: 12-845 (277 amino acids)
Cellular component (GO): extracellular region
Molecular function (GO): chitin binding
Source: RefSeq, a predicted model, not a curated record
AAGCAAGCAAAAUGUUUCCCUCCCUAACUGUCGUUGUUGUUUGUCUCGGGCUUGUGUCGGCUGGUUCUCUGGUGAAGAGACAAGCUGGAUGCCCUGAUCCAUUCACCAACGUACCUAACCCCUGUGUUAACAAUGUUCAGGGCAGGAUCUACUAUCCCCACCCUAGUGACGCCUCCAAAUUCAUCCAGUGCGACCUCCUUGGACGUAUGUACAUUAUUCAGUGUCCACAGGGAUUAACCUACAAAGCCAGCACAUCUUCCUGUUCAACAGUUGGCGGGGGAAGCCUUCCCACGGUGAUGCCGGCUACAACCACCACUCAAGCACCUGUUCCUGUCGUCACCAGUAAACCCUCCUCCAACCCUUGCUCUGUAUUAAAUAUAAACAGGGGUAACAUUUACUUUGCUUACGCUUUUGACAAGUACCGAUUCAUCGAGUGUGAUUUGUUAGGAAACGCCAAUAUUCUCAACUGCCCCUCCGGGCUUGUUUGGGAACAGAGUCGUCUCUCUUGUGUUUACGACAUCGGAACGGAUAACGUCGUUCCCAACCCAGCCGGAACAGGUACCGGAAGUGGGACUGGAAUGGGAACCGGAACAGGAAGUGGUACCGGAACUGGUGGCACCGUGGAUCUAACCACCCUUUGUGCUCAGAAAGGAUCCACAAUAACCACCACUGACGAUCUGUUUCACCCCUACCCAGGAGACAAAAGCAAGUUCAUCCAGUGCGACCUAUGGGGUCAAGCUAACGUAGUGGACUGCCCAACGAAUUUGAUCUGGAACGAAAUCAGCAAAACUUGCGCUGCUCCUUACAUUGUAAAUGGCGUUCCUGCUCAAUCUCUCACAGGCUAACUUUAACUUAUUGUAGAGUUUAGCUAGGUUCUAAAAUUUCUGCAUUUUAAUUGUUCAUGAUAUACAUCCGUGUACAUAAGCUCUCUCAUUUCUUUUCUCUGUAUCUCAGGAAAUAUCUUGUUUGCUCAUAAGAUUUGACUUGCAAUAAAAUGAC